Messenger RNA from Saprolegnia diclina VS20, 834 nucleotides. RefSeq lists its product as hypothetical. NCBI's taxonomy places the organism in Eukaryota, Oomycota, Saprolegniomycetes, Saprolegniales, Saprolegniaceae. Gene Ontology annotation, cellular component: mitochondrion. The transcript has 4 exons. Gene Ontology annotation, biological process: mitochondrial proton-transporting ATP synthase complex assembly. The record is from RefSeq and is a predicted model, not a curated record. The coding region runs from base 1 to 786 and encodes 261 amino acids.
AUGAGCACGGGCGUGCGCCUCGCGCCCCGUGGUGGCGCCGGCUCUGGUGCCAAGAUUGCUGGUCGCUCGCGCUUCUACAAGGAGGUUGGCGUGCAGGCGCAGGACGAAGCUGAUGGUGGCGGUUUUUGCGUCACGCUGGACGGCAAGAAGGUGCGCACGCCGGCGCGGUCGUUGCUGCAGUUGCCGACCAAGUCGCUUGCGGCCGCCGUGGCAAUGGAAUGGGAUGCGCAGAAGGAGUCGAUCCAGCCGUCGACGAUGCCGAUGAUGUCGCUCGCGGCCACGUCGCUUGACUUUUGGGAACUCGACAUCAUCGUGGACGAGCUCAUGAAGUACCUCCAGACCGACACGAUCUGCUUCCCUGUCGAGAAGACGCACCAAGAAAAGCUCGCGACGCGCCAGGAGAAGAAGUGGGGCACUCUUCGCAAGUGGUUUGAGGAAGAGUUUGACGGCGAGCUCGAUGUGAACCACGGCACGAUCACCGUGCUUCAACACAACCCGACGGCUGUUGCCAACGUCCGCGCCUACCUCCAGCAGAUGGACAACUUUGAAAUCAUGGCCUUCCGCUGCAUCGUGCGUGAACUCAAGUCGAUGACCGUGGCGCUGGCCCUCACGAAGCGCCACAUCACGGCCAAGGAAGCGAUUGAGCUCGGUCGUCUCGAAGAAGAGUUCCAGAUUGAACGCUGGGGCUUGGUGGAAGGCGGCCACGACCUGGACCGCGUCAACUGCUCUGUGAAUGUGCACAGCGCGUCCUUCUUCCUCUGGCUCUUGAAGGAGCGCAGUGCGUAGGGCGCAGCUGCCGACCAGGGAGUAAGAACUAAAAAGCUUGAAGACGCA